AACAUGAGUUGGAGUUUCCUAACACGUCUUCUGGAGGAAAUCCACAACCAUUCCACCUUUGUUGGUAAACUGUGGCUGACUAUCCUCAUUAUAUUCCGCAUUGUGCUGACUGUGGUUGGUGGGGAGUCUAUUUACUAUGAUGAACAGACCAAGUUUGUUUGCAAUACUGGACAACCAGGCUGCGAGAAUGUUUGCUACGAUGCCUUUGCUCCAUUAUCCCAUGUGAGGUUUUGGGUGUUCCAGAUAAUACUCAUUGUGACCCCGUCCAUUCUAUACCUGGCUUAUGCUGUACACAAGAUUGCUGCAUUAGAAGAACCUGAGUGUGGAGCCAGAAAGCCAAAGAAGCUUCAGUAUGCAGUGCAGUUGAAGCAACAUCGUGCUUUGGAGGAGGCAGAGGAUGAUAACAUUGAGGAUCCUAUAUUAUAUCCAGAAAUAGAAGUACGUAGUGAUAAAGAAAACAGAGAUCAAAAGAACUUGAACAAGCAUGAUGGAAGGCGCCACAUUAAAAGAGAUGGUCUUAUGAAAAUCUAUGUUCUCCAGUUGAUUGUAAGAACUGUGUUUGAGUUGAGUUUUCUUGUGGGCCAGUAUAUGCUGUAUGGCUUUGAAGUGGCAGCAAGGUACAAGUGCGCCCGGGAUCCAUGUCCGCAUCAGGUAGAUUGCUUUGUAUCCAGACCAACUGAAAAGACUAUUUUUCUGCUAAUAAUGUAUGGAGUAAGUGGCCUCUGUUUACUUGUGGAUAUCUGGGAGAUGAUUCAUUUGGGAUUUGGAAUGAUAAGGGAUAUGUUAAAAAAUAAACAAAACUCUAUAGCAGAGACUAGUUACAGUCUACACAAUACUUGGAAUGCUCCUUCAGCUCCUCCAGGUUAUAAUAUUGCAGUCAAAUCAGACCACAUUCCAUACACUGAGAUUGCCAAUGCCAAAAUGGCUUACAAACAAAACAAGGCAAUUAUUGUGCAGGAGCAGCAAUAUGGCAGCAAUGAUGAAAAUGUCCCAGUCAACUUGGAAUGUGUGCAACAACAGUUAAAAUUGGCCCAGGAGCAGUUGGACCUGGCUUUUCAGGCUUAUAAUGAUCAUAAUCAUCCUCCAAACCAUUUAAGAGAAAAGAAGAAGGCAGGAUUAAACAAAAGUAGCGCCAGCAGCAAAUCUGGAGAUGGGAAAACCUCGGUUUGGAUUUGAUAAGUUUGUUUCUCUUAGUCAGAUACAAACUUGUCUA
Hypanus sabinus (Atlantic stingray) is the source of this 1213-nucleotide messenger RNA. RefSeq names its product gap junction gamma-1 protein-like. The coding region runs from base 4 to 1176 and encodes 390 amino acids. Gene Ontology annotation, cellular component: connexin complex. The record is from RefSeq and is a predicted model, not a curated record. The transcript has a single exon. Lineage: Eukaryota; Metazoa; Chordata; Chondrichthyes; Myliobatiformes; Dasyatidae. Gene Ontology annotation, biological process: cell communication.